AUGGCAUCGUAUGGUGGACGCGUUCCGGACCUGUCGCCUACGUCAGGGACAGAGGUGCCAUUUUACGGAACUCGUUGUCAUAAGUACCACGAAGCACAGAAACAGCAGCGUGAGGUUGUACUCACAGAGGGAGACAUGGAGAAAAUCAAGGAACUAUUGCUCGGCAACAAAACCGACCCUGCGCGAGCAGCGGAUGCAGAGAUGCGCCGGCAAGACCAUUUGCAGUCAAUCAAGAAAGUUGAAGGCUGGACAAACACGUUGCAGUCGAACUUGGCGAAACGCGUGGAGCAGAGGGCAAAGCGCCUAGCUGACGAAGAGGCUGCGCGCGUGGCCAUUGACGAAGAAGAGGCAGUUCUGAAACAGAAGAGACGCAUGGAACUACUAAAGCGUGCUGAUGACACGCUUGCGGCGAAUAACGAAAAGUACAGAGCGCUUAAAACGGGACUGAUGCAGGGCGAUUGGCUUAGGUGUCUCGAAGAACAGAAAAAGUGGAAGGAGCGACUGGCUAACGUAGAAGCCAUGCGUGCCGCACACUACAACAAAGUUCUCGCACGCACCGAACAAGAAAAAGCAGACAGAGAAGCCCGAGACCGCGCAGAAAAGCAAACAAAGAUGAAGGAGCUGCAAGCAGGAAGGCAGCUGCAAUACGAGGAAGCUCAAGAAAAGCGUAUCCGCGAAAAACACGAGCGCGAGGAAACAGGGAAAAGAAUUCGCGACGAAACCCGGCGCGCCUUAGAGGCCAUGGAGGCACAAGAAGAGCAAAAACGGAUACGUGUUCGGGAGGAGAAGCAGGCGAUGAAGCGGCAACUGGAUGAAGAAGUUCGUCUCAACAAACUAAGACGGGAGAAUGAGCGCCUUGAAGAGAAGGCUGCACUUGAUGAGUCAACGGCGUACGAAAAACGCGAAGCGAUCGUAAAAGAGAGAGAAGCAUAUCUCCGUCAAGAGGACGCAAGAGCGCGAGAAAGACGCAUUCAGGAUCUGGCUUGGCGCCUCGAAAAAUUGAAAGAAGAAGAGGCGCAGCGUCUGGCUCGCGACGUAGAAAGGCAGCAAGAAAAAGAUGCAGCUAGAGAAGGCGAGGAGAAAAGGAAGCGUGAGGAGCGGUACAUACUUAUUGCGCAAGAUAGGGCGAAUCAAAUCAGACGGAAGAGGGAAGAGGCGGAAACACAGAGGCGGGAAGAUGCAGAACUCACGCGAAACUAUCUAGAGGCGUCGAAGCUUGCGGACGCCGAGGAGCGCAGAGCCGCUGAAGAGAGAAAGCUCGCGAUGCGAGAGGUCGCCCAGAUUCAAAUGCAGCAGAUGCGAGAUACCCGCCGACGGCGAACUCAGGAAAGAGAAGACGAAAAGAGGGCCUUCAAUGACACGUUUAAACAAAUCGUAGAACAGGAAGAAAGGGUCGAUGCGUGCGCGGCACGGUGCAUUGGCAAUGCCAUUCGCGACGGAGAGAAUCCGAAACCGAUCGCUGCCGCCAUGAAUCGGUAUCUCAUCGCAUCUGGUGCAAAACCGCCCAGAAAAGCUGCUCAACAGAAAACCAGCAACAUCUUCAAUGCAGACGUGGACACGGAUAGUGCCAGUGAGGAGGAGAACGCUGAAAAGUGA
Messenger RNA from Toxoplasma gondii ME49, 1596 nucleotides. RefSeq lists its product as hypothetical. The record is from RefSeq and is a predicted model, not a curated record. Lineage: Eukaryota; Apicomplexa; Conoidasida; Eucoccidiorida; Sarcocystidae. The coding region runs from base 1 to 1596 and encodes 531 amino acids. The transcript has 3 exons.